AUGCAAGACAAUUUUGCACACAGUCCCGAGAUCAUGAAACCCCAACAAAACAUGUUGCCUCACAUUGAAUAAUUCACUCUGCAGUAGUUAGCUAAAAAAAAAAAUAUUAAUUUCAACGUGAUGCUCUCAUUACCGGUUUAAUAUUAGAUUUCUAUUUGCAGUUUCUCCUGAAAGAUAAGGCUUUAGAGGACAGAAAGGAUACUAUUGCCAUUUAUCGAAAACGUAAAUUUGAGCCUCUGAAGCCUGAGAAGCAUAAGGUGACUUUGAUAAACAAUGGUCGCAUUCAUUGUCCUGAAUUUUGGUCGGAUAAAUAUCAGAGCACUGCUUUAAGAGAUUCACACAUUAGCAGAAACCUAGAGAAAUAUAGACAGAACAUAAAAAAUAACAUCUAAGAAUAUUUAGUAAAUUUUGAUGUGCAAGCUAAAAAAUAAAUGGAAGAAGCAAAAAAGUAUUAAUUUAAUAAAAUUCAAGAAUUAACUUUAAAGAAAUCUUCAAAAAGCAAUCUUCUAACUCAGAUGAAGAACCAGCACCAUCAAAUAAUGAGUUAAAUCUUAGUUAAUGCACUCAAGAUGAAAUUAUUAACUACUACAGAGAUGUAAAAAAGAAGGUUCCUCUUCCUGUCUAAAAAAUAAAUUUGAAGAAUCUUGAGAAGAUUGAUAAUCCUAUUAGUAGUAGUGUUAAAUAAAGUUUUAUUGAAAAAUUCCAUAAGGUUAUUAGUAAUUGUGAUAGAAAUUCAAGUGUAUCUUAUAGAAAUUCUGUCGAUAGCAUUAAGUAUUAUACAUAAUUAUAAUUUAGCACUUGUGGAUAACCAAAUCAUAAGUUAAGGAGUAAAAAUGCCUUGGGUAGCAAAACCAGCAGAAGCCAUUAUAAUUGA
Molecule: messenger RNA, 874 nt
Organism: Paramecium octaurelia
Lineage: Eukaryota; Ciliophora; Oligohymenophorea; Peniculida; Parameciidae
Source: the annotation of a GenBank genome assembly